CUUUGAAGAAAUUCACCAAUAGUGCCGAAUACGUGAAGGCUGUUUUCUCACCAGAUGUCUCUCCUCAGACCAUAUCCGCCAAACUGGCCGGGGAACUCCUCCCCGACUACAGCAAGUAUAUCAAGAGGUUUGUCUCAUUUGCAGACUGCGGAGGCAACCACUGCCAAGACAUGGGAUACAAGGAACACUACCACUGUGUGGACUGCAGUUUCAGGGUUUUCAUCAAGAAAGAAGAGAUGAUCCGCCAUUUCAAGUGGCACAAGAAGCGAGAUGACUCCCUGCAGCAUGGGUUCAUGCGCUACAGUCCCAUGGACGACUGCUUUGCUAAGUUUGGCAACUGCACACACUGUGGCAAGCAGACUCAUUACCACUGCAUACAGUCUGGCUGUAACAAAGUCUACAUCAGCACCUCAGAUGUUCAGAUGCAUGCCAACUACCACCGCAAAGAUUCCGCCAUCAUUCAGGAAGGAUUUCAGAGAUUUCGAGCCACAGAGGAUUGUGGGACCCCAUCUUGUCAGUUUUAUGGGCAGCGUACCACCCACUUCCACUGCCGCCGCUCCAGUUGUAAUUUCACCUUUAAAAACAAGGCUGAUAUGGAAAAACACAAAGCAUACCACCAGAAGGAUGAAAUUCUUUCUAAGGAUGGAUUCAAGAAGUUUAUGAAAUAUGAACACUGCACAUUCCAAAACUGCAAGUACUCCAAAGUCAGUAACCACAUUCACUGCAUUCGACCUGGUUGUGACUAUGUACUACAUUCCACUGGACAACUUUAUUCCCACAAGCGAAAGCAUGAACGUCGUGACUUCGAACAUGCCUACAAGCGUUUCAAAGAGGAGCAACAUUUUAAAAAGCGCGUCUCCGUGGGACCUGUCCCCAUCGCACCUAUGCCUACAAGUGGUAUCCCACAAUUCACCUUGCAGAACUUCCAACUUCCUGUCAUCAAGCAGGAGGCGGAAUAUGUGGACAUUGAUGAUCUCGUUAAGAUGAAACUGUCACGAGAAAAUACACCUGUGAAGGGAGUUUCCCCCUCUGGAGCAUCUAGCCCCUUGGAUUUUUCUACCACUUCCUCCAUAGGGUCAGAUCUUCAGAUUAAUAUGGAUACCCAAGAUUCCAUGAUGAGUGUUCGCUCGGAGACCAACUCGCCACAAGAAGAAGAUUCCUCAAUUAACCUGACCAAAAGUGCUGGAGACAUUACAGGUGAUGACUUAAACAAUUCCCUCAAUUUACCAAUUCCAACCUUUGAGAAAAAGAAGACAGAAAGUUCGGUAAAGACGGAGUCAGCCUCAUUUUCAUCCACGCCUACCCACAAUACCUCCAUGGCAGCUAAAGUAACACCCGGGGAGGCAUCACCCAUUGAGAAGAUGACCUUUGACCCCACCAAGCUCCAGGUGACCAAGAAUAAUGUCAAAGAUGAUUCGUGGAAAGGCAUUCUGACCAGGUAUACUGCUAAUGACCCCUGUAACUCCCGCUGUGAAUAUCUCUAUAAAGACCAUUACCACUGCAAUAUCACUGGAUGCAAUAUGGUAUUUAGGUCCAAGGAAGGUGUCAGGGAGCAUGCAAGAAACCAUGAGCAGCAGGACAAAAUCUCUGAUCUCACAUAUAUGCAGUUCAAUGAGUCCGAGCAGUGUAGCCAGGAAUUGUGUCCAUACGCCAGGAAGGAGAAGCACUAUCAUUGCCUCUGGGCUAACUGUCAGCGUGUCAUCUCCAGCACAGGAGACAUAUUUGCCCGUCUUACCCACUACAGGGAACACGAAUACCUCAGUGCUGUUCUCUGUAGGAAGUCCAAACCCUCCUCAUCCCAAGGCGGGGACAGCGGGAACCUCUUCAACCAUUUCACUCUCCCCAAAACCCGCCGAGGUCGACCUCCCAAGUAUCCAAAAACCCACAUCCCUGUGGUGCCAAAAGUAGAGCUGAAAGAGGGCACCUUUGUUGAUGAUAAGACAGAGCUGACAGAGAAGGAUUUGGAAAGCCUUAAUGCAACAACCAAGGUCAUUAAGGGCUUUAUGAAGUUCGAUGAGGCUCAGCCCUGCCCGGAUCAUCUCUGUUUGUUUCAUAAAAAGGUUCAUUACCACUGCCUUAGACCGAGGUGUCAUCAUGCCAGUGACAGGGCUGACGUGCUGAAUCUUCAUUGCCGCGAUUUUCACAACUACAUCCACAUCCUCGAAGGCUACGAGUUCUUUGAUCGCAACAUCAACUGUCGCCGUCCACAUUGUCAUAAUAACGGUGCCAACAAGCAUUUCCACUGCACACGCUCACGCUGUGACUAUUCGUUUGUGAGACCAACAACCAUGGCACAACACGAGAAAAAACACCAAGAGGGCAGCAAGCAGGCAGAAGGCUCCUCUCCCUUACCCGUCAAAGUCCCAAUUCCAAAAGAGGGUGUGCCGUUUCCUCCAUCAACUGUAACAGCCAAUCAGGCACUGGCUUACAAGCUGACCCCAGAAAAAGAUAAUGAGGCCAAGAACAUUGUCAAAGCUAAAGGUACCUUCUUUCCCACCAGUGGGGGCAUGCCUGUCAGCAUUCCCAACACUGCUGCUGGCAUGAUGGGCACUCAGAUGAUCAGUCACAUGAUGCCUCAAAUCAUCUACACUUCGGCAGGACCAAUUGCCGUAGCUCAACCGGUACUCAUGGCAGCUCCCCAGCAGUUGGCGUCUUCAUCAACAACAUCGCCUACUCUUAGCCCAACGAGUCAAGAAGAGCAGCAGAAAGCCACCAUUGCCUCGGCAACUCAGGGUUUCCUACCGUUGGCCCUACUUCUGCAGCAGAAAGCCAUGCAGAGCAUGCCUCAGAACAAUUGGGACAUGAUGAAGGUGCAGAUGUAUUGCCCGGCGAAUGUGAACUGUGGGCGGCCAUUUUGCAAGCUGAAGAAGCGUGAGCAUUUUCACUGCAAGGAGUGCAACCAGGCGUUCUCUUAUGAGGACAGGUUGAAAGUACACAUUGCCAAACAUGGGUUGAAACUGGAGGAAGACCAGCAAAUAUGCAUAAUGCCCACUGCUGCACUUAAUCAGAAUGUUCCAGUAACUUUUAAUGGGAAUGAAGCAACCACAGAAGCAACAUCUGGUGGGAACGCUAAGGCGGAAGAUGGAGAUGAUGUGGAAGCUUCGUCUUCACUCACCUUGAAACCAGAAGCUUUCACAAGCAUUUUAGAAAAAGCCCAACAAAACCAGCACAAUUCCGAUGAACAGCAGAAGUCAGGUCAGUCACAUUCCAAGGCAAAAGGUGGUGUCCCAGAAUGCAAUGGGGCAGCAGAUACUCCGCAGGAGGAAUCGCUCGAUUUGUCCAUCAGCUCCACCGGGGGGUCUCUCCAAGACAGCUCCAGACGGUCAGGACGGAAGAGAAUUUCCACCCACAUGGAGGAUUUCAUCACCAAUGAUGAGCCGGCCCCAAAGCAGCAGAAGGUAUCCCACUCUAGCCCAGUGCCCAGUAAAACCGAUCCAUUACCAGACGGGUUCCAACGGUACCAUUACUCCGAGGACUGCGGACACGCCCAGUGUGCUCAUCGCCAGAACCUGACCCACUUUCACUGCUCCCGUCCUGAUUGUGCUUUCGCAUUCACCGACCGUUCGCGCAUAGUGCAGCACAGCAUACGCCACGAGCGUGUGGACGCCAUAAUGGGAGGCCAGUUCCAGCAGUAUCGUGGAACCUCCGAAUGUGGACGUCCUGAUUGCCAAUACACAGGGAAAUCAUCCCACUAUCACUGUCUGCGUUGUCCAUUCAUUUGCACAGAUACGAGCAAAGUUUCAGCCCACAGAAAACAGCAUUCGAAGAUGGAGAAGUUUGCCUCGCAGGGGUUCACGAAAAUCUCUCAGACUGCAGAAUGUGAUGUGGCCAAUUGUCCACACAGCAAGAAGCAGACCCAUUACCACUGCGUGUACGCCGGCUGCUCUCACUGUGUUCUCAGUCCCUGCCAGAUGGCGCAGCACAAACGCAAACACGAAGUGGCAUAA
This is a messenger RNA of Lingula anatina, 3947 nucleotides long. Its product is annotated as zinc finger protein castor homolog 1. Gene Ontology annotation, cellular component: nucleus. Lineage: Eukaryota; Metazoa; Brachiopoda; Lingulata; Lingulida; Lingulidae. Gene Ontology annotation, molecular function: RNA polymerase II transcription regulatory region sequence-specific DNA binding; DNA-binding transcription factor activity, RNA polymerase II-specific. Gene Ontology annotation, biological process: positive regulation of transcription by RNA polymerase II; regulation of neuron differentiation. The record is from RefSeq and is a predicted model, not a curated record.